AUUCUAUAUUAUUCUGUAAGGUCCCUAUAGGCAUCCGGAUAUGUUAUGUCGUAUAUGAAUAUGACAGAUGCCAACAGAGAAUAAAUUAGGCAAAGUCAUGCGUGGUUUUAUUGCCACCAGGUCAUGUCUCUUCCUGAAACAAAAGAUUAUUCUUAUGUACAAAGAAGCUUAGGUUUUCAUGUGUUUAAUCCAUCAUUUCAGACAACGGUCAUCGUAUACUGAUCAGAGCUUAGCAACUGAACAAGCGAAGCUUCUGCAUGUUUGGUAGAUGAGGAAAGGAAACAAAACCUCGAGUGGGGUGGGGAAGUGACGUCUGCCGCUAGCUAAUUCUUAUCGAUUACGGUCAAAACGCGCCCUCCGGCAACUUUCCUCCCACCAAACCCCACACAAUGGCCUUUCGCAAGCGCAAUAUCGCGCUCUCACGCGCCCCAAUAGAUCCCGACGCGCCCCUCAGCCCCUCCUCUCCAUCCCCUGUGACACCUACCCCUCAGGCUCCAGGCGUCCGCCCCUCCCCCAUCGACGGCCGCCCCACCACAUCCACCGGUACCCCUUCUCUCGAUAAUAUUCUCGCAGGGCACGCAGGUCUCCCACUUGGCACCUCUAUCCUGAUAGAAGAAAGCGGGACAACAGAUUAUGCGGGUGCGCUUCUUCGAUUUUACGCCGCAGAGGGUGUGGUGCAGGGCCACAGGGUGCAUGUCGUGGGUAUGGGGGAGGUGUGGGGGAGGGAGUUGCCAGGGAUAGCGGAGAGCGGGAGUGACAAGAGGAAGGAGGGGAGGGAAAGAGCGGAGAAGAUGAAGAUUGCGUGGCGGUACGAGGGGUUGGGCCAGUUUGAAAGUGCUAGAGGGUCUCCGGGCGUGAUUCGAUCAACAGGGCAGGGCGAUGCAGAGGGAGAACCCUCGGUGUUCUGUCAUAUGUUUGAUCUCGCGAAACGCCUUACGCUUCCUGUGGGGACGGCGAUCAAUUAUAUCCCAAUCCCUCGAACGAUCUCUAGCUCUGCAUCGCCAUUCACGGCGAUACUUCAGAACAUCCAACAGCAGCUCGCUACAACACCAGCACAUACGAUCCAUCGCCUUGUUAUACCCUCCCUUAUCUCGCCAGCGUUGUAUCCUCCCUCGUCGGCGCAUCCCAGUUCGAUACUCCAGUUUCUACACGCUCUGCGAGCGUUGCUAAGACAAUACCCCACGCGCCUGACGGCAAUCUUCACACUUCCACUAUCCCUCUACCCGCGCUCCUCGGGCCUAGUCCGAUGGAUGGAGAUCCUGUCCGACGGCGUUCUCGAGCUCUCUCCGUUUCCGUACUCGCAUAUGCAGGCACUCGCGACAUCAGCCGGCACAACGAAGGACGAGGAGAGACCACAGGGCAUGUUCGCGGUGCACAAACUGCCUAUAUUCCAUGAGAAGGGUGGAGGUGGUGGGGCGGAUGAACUCGGCGAGGAUCUGGCGUUCACGUUGAGUCGGCGGAAGUUUGUGAUUGCGAAGUUUAGUCUGCCGCCGAUGGAGGGCGACACGGAGGCGCAAGAGGCGGCGGUAAGGGAGGCGGCUGGCGGUAGUGCGAUGCCGGCGAAGAAAGACCUUGAAUUCUGAGCCUGUCCAGUCGAUAUCGUGGAAUAUAUCCGUCAGACAAAUAGCCAGCGUGACAGAAAAUUAGUCUCGUAUUGUUGUGUUGCGUAUUUCAAUUUCUCAGUCCUCCUCACUGUCCUCCCCAAGCAUGUCUUCCAUUUCAAUCUGCUCCCAUCCUCCAUUCCCAGCCCCCGAACCCAUACCGCGUGUGUAGUUGCGACCGAACGAAGCGUGUCGAGGAUUAAACGUGAUACCGGAAACUCGGGCGCGGAAGCGAUCGCCCAUGCACGAAGACAAUCCAAGGAAAACAAGAAAGAAUAUAAAUGGGAUGAAGAGCAGAAGGCUCAGGAGGGCGAGAACGUGCAUCGCGAGUGGGUUGAGG
This is a messenger RNA of Dothidotthia symphoricarpi CBS 119687, 1941 nucleotides long. RefSeq names its product paxneb superfamily protein-like protein. The record is from RefSeq and is a predicted model, not a curated record. Gene Ontology annotation, biological process: tRNA wobble uridine modification. The coding region runs from base 390 to 1583 and encodes 397 amino acids. Gene Ontology annotation, cellular component: transcription elongation factor complex; elongator holoenzyme complex; cytoplasm. NCBI's taxonomy places the organism in Eukaryota, Fungi, Ascomycota, Dothideomycetes, Pleosporales, Dothidotthiaceae. The transcript is spliced from 2 exons.